GCUUUCAUGUUUAGUUCAUUUCAGUCUAACCCACAUAGUGAAAUGUAUAACUUGUCUUAAGAGGGAUAGCUCCAUCUUAUUUGUUUUGAUUACAGUAAUUUAUCAUCUACCAUACGAACUGUGGUCAAGAAGUCCAGUCAAUGCCGAAUCGACGCAUCUUUGGACCAAAACACUUUAGGACCUAAUUGGACGAGGCCAAUUGUAAAAGUGAAUUUUUUAAAAGACUGAAUCGUGGCAGUGACAGAAUGGAAGUUACGUUCAUACAUUUUGAAUGCAUUUUUGAAUGCUGUCAUUUAAAAUAAUUCCUAAUUUGUUGAAGAAAAACAAUUGCCGUCUACGCCCUGCCGGAUCCCUACAGAGCUACAGCCUUUCGCAACCGGAGGCACAUUUUGGGAAGGUCUUCACGCCGCUGCCAGCUACAGUCACGUCUAGUCACCAGUCAAACCCACAGGGUAUUUUUCGUUGUAUUGUGGGUUAGCCGAGGUCACAACAUGGAAAGUAAAGCCAGCGGUAAGUUGGAAAGUUCAUCGAUUGCAGAUUCCGCCGACACAAGUGAAAUCGUAAGAAACUUACCUGAGAAGUACAGAGAAAUAGUUUUUGGUCAGGAGAAGUUCUCAAAUGAGCCUCAGCCUCAGGCAAGCACUUCAUCGGCCAUGCGUAAUUUUGGACACAUUGGCGCUUUUUACCCAUAUCCUGGCGCAAGCAACAACAGUGCCAUGUAUGAAGACUGUAUUUCGACCGAUUACUCACUAGGUAAUAAAUCAUAUUAUGGCCGUGUUGACGAAUAUCUAAAAACCAACAGUGUCCCAAUGGAAGAUGUCUUUGCUAAGGUGUAUAGAGCAAAAGAGGACACGUCAACGACUACAAACGCUCCGGAAAGUUUGCAGGGCAUGCCAUCCAUUUCAGCCACCGGAGUGUGUAAAUUCAUUAAAGACGAAGAGGAACCGUCUCUAAUUAUGGACACUCAAUGCCAUGAUUUCGAUGUAACAGCGGACCUUAACAUUCUUGAUGCCAGUUAUACAGAGAGAAAACAGCAAAUAGGAUUUGUGGAGCCGACACAUUUCCCCACCUCGGCAACAGGUGAAGACGUCCUGGACGAUGCCUCCCUACUUGCCGACUUGAAUCAGACACAGCAGUUUGCGAUGGUACCUCAAAUAAGGAGUGACACCAGGGGUACUCUAUCCGGUAAGGGUAUGAUGCACUUUGAUACGACGAGUAGCUCACAGGCAACCCAACAUUUGAUGAUACAUAAAGGAGAGAUUCCUAGAUGGUCGAUACAGAGUACAGAGUUCCAGUUGUGGUGCCAAUCAGCUGGCGUCGCAGAGGAGAAGCACCCGUGUGGUUAUGUAUAUCCGGACGGUAUUCACGGAUCAACAUUGCUACAAAGAUCCCCUACAACAUGUAACGCGUAUUCUGGCUUACCUCCCCAAAGACUGUGUAUGAUCUGUGGGGAUGAAGCCUCUGGCUGUCAUUAUGGGGUCCUAACCUGUGGAAGCUGCAAAGUAUUCUUUAAAAGAGCAGUUGAAGGCCAUCAUAACUAUCUUUGCGCUGGUCGAAAUGACUGCAUUGUGGAUAAAAUUCGAAGAAAGAAUUGUCCUGCUUGUCGCCUUCGAAAGUGCUACCAAGCUGGAAUGAUGCUUGGAGGAAGGAAGCUGAAGCGCUUUGGGGGCUUAAAAGCCUUGGGUAUGGCCCCAUCCCUGAUGUUCCAGUCUCCCAUGGCCCUGCCUGGAGAUAGUCAGGCCUUGGCCUCCAUGCCCUGCAUAUCAAGCCUCCGCGAGCUGCAGCUAUCCCCACAGAUUGUUAACAUCCUGGAGAACAUAGAACCAGAGGUUGUGUGCUCAGGCUUUGACAACUCCCAGCCUGACAUGCCCCACCUUCUACUUAACAGCCUGAACCGUCUGUGUGAGAGGCAGCUGCUGUGGAUCGUCAGGUGGUCAAAGUCACUGCCAGGAUUUCGUACCCUACACAUAAAUGAUCAGAUGACCCUCAUCCAGUACUCUUGGAUGAACUUGAUGGUGUUCUCUCUGGGUUGGAGGUCCUUUCAGAAUGUUACCAGCGAAUACUUGUACUUUGCGCCAGAUCUUAUCCUCAGCCAAGAGAGAAUGAGAAGAUCACCCAUCUAUGACCUUUGCUUGGCAAUGCAAUUUAUCCCCCAGGAGUUUGCAAGCCUUCAAGUGACCAGAGAGGAGUUCCUCUGUAUGAAAGCCUUGAUGCUACUCAACACUGUGCCCCUGGAGGGACUGAAAAGCCAGGCCCAGUUUGAGGAGAUGAGGCAGAACUACAUCCGAGAGUUGACAAAGGCCAUCCACAUUAAAGAGAAGGGAGUAGUGGCCAGCUCACAGCGUUUCUAUCACUUAACCAAACUAAUGGAUUCCAUGCAUGAGAUUGUUAAAAAGGUCAACCUAUAUUGCCUGAGUACCUUCAUUCAAGCAGAUGCUAUGAAGGUGGAGUUCCCAGAGAUGAUGACCGAGGUCAUUGCCUCUCAGCUCCCCAAGGUGUUGGCAGGCAUGGUCAAGCCCCUCCUUUUCCAUAACAAGUGAUGGUGACAAUGACCCUGCCUCAAGUCAUGGGGCCAAAGCCUGAUGUACACAAACAGAUCGGAGGGUGUGUGUGUGGGGGGUAAUACUCAGUUCAGUUGAAAAUGCUUUGCCUUUUAGUGUCUCUAGGUUCAUUUGUUUUUGUUAAAUAUUUAAAUCCAUCAAGACCAUUGUUACUUUGACCCAAUGCCUCUAAGUCAUUUACUGAGAUGGAGAGUUGUUAAUAGCAUAUUUUAGUUGCUGAAAGUUUGGACAGUUGUUUGAAAUGUAAAGCACUUCUGUGUUUUGCUGCUCUUGAGUUUGUUUGUAAUUUAAUUUUUUACUGCACGAGUGUACAAGCAAAUCUUUAGUAAUGUAGAACUGGACAGAAUCAAGAAAUCAAGUCAGGAAAUUAGGUCAAUAAAAUGUUGAUUGCUAUGGCAAUUGCAUAAGUCUUGUGUUUGUGAAAACAACAAACAAUAACUUUAUGAUAAGGAAAUACCAUCUGGACACUGCCAUCUGAACUAGAAGAUAGCAUAUUCAGUGAGGAGAUUGUAAUGCCAUGGCAAGGGCAUAUCUUUCUAACUUUCUUAUAAAAUCAACAUUUCAAAGUUACUAAAUAUAUAAUAUACUGUGGGCUUCCUUUCUGAUAAACUACAGUAUUUGUCUAUCCAAUACACCAAACAAAUUUUUUCAAGCAUUUCAUUACAUGUACAGGUCAAUGGUAUAAUCUCUCCACAUUGCAUUUUUGCUGAUUUAAAUUCUUUAGGUUAAAUAAAAAUUAUGUUCUAUAUAUUACAUGUAUAUAAGCCUUCCUUUAUCCUCAAUGAAAAUAUGUAUCUAUUUACAGACAUUUUUGUAGAAUAGGAGGAUGAUAUUUUAGGGUUUUGUGUUCUCUGACCUGGAGAUCCUAAUGGAAGGGAGUACCAUUCUUCAUUCAGUAUUCAAGGUCAUCACAUUCUCAUGGAUUAAAUGGAAAAGAACACUGUGUUCUUGGCACGUACAACAAUCUAACAUAUCAGGAUCUAUUCUUUCCUGUCAUUUUAAGUCUUAUACUGAAGUUAUAUUUAUGUGUUUCAUAAUCAAUACAGUAUUUAAUUAUUAUUAGAGUUUUGCUUUCAAGCCUUGAUUUACAUUUAAAAGCAUAAUGUAAAAACAAAAAUUAAAAUCACCUUUAUAAUACAAUCUUUAAUAUGAAAAUCUGAAUCAGACAUGUUUAUCUUGUUUGAAAUAAUUGUUGCCAUUGCUAGCACACCAGUGUACUAGAGAGCAUUACAACAGUUAAAGCUUUCUCUUACCCUUACUAAACCAUCAAGAUAAAAAUACAUACUGUGUUCAUCUAUUACAAUGAUCUGUGAAAGGUAAUAACGUUUUAGUCAACUACAAACUCAGAAGAAUAGUACCAUGUAGCUGCACAAAAGUAAAGGAGUGAUAAAGACAAUACUGUGAGAGUGUUGUGUCAAUUAUAGACACAAUAAUCCCUCUGAAGGAAUCACGUAAAUCUAUUUACAGUGAAUGGACUAUUAUAAUAUUGUGAUUUUUUUAUAACACUGAUGAAAAUAGUAACAAAAUAUUGGAAGAAAAUCAGGAGUUCACUCCAUUAACUCAACAGUACAGUUGCAUUAGGUAUUCAGAAAUAUUGAAAGACUGUAACCAUGGUAACAUCCACAGAAAGCUACAUUCGUAGCUAGCUAAAAUGUUAGUUAUCUUGUAUCAUCAAAUUUUAAGACGUCAUAUUGAAUAAAUAUUUAAGAACAUGUGUGCCAACUAACAAAAGGAUCUAUUAAAUAAUAUCAGAAAACACUGUACUUUUUACAGUUUUUGGAACUAUUAAUCAUUCAUUAAGACGGGGACUGGUGGUGGAACAUCUUAGCAAACUUCUAGUCUUUGACAACAUUUUGUAAGUUAUGCCUUAGUUAUGCCUGAUGCACAUACUGAUGCAUGUAGCAUUUUUAUGCAUUUCUAGUCAAGAGGAUUAUGUUGGAAUACCUGCAGUGAUAUCAUGGAUUAAUAGGGGAAAAUCCUUCCAAAAGUAUCUGGGUAUCAACCAUGUAGGAUGGGAACAAAACUAUGACAUGGAAUGUUCAAAUGAUCUUCUAAAGUACAUACAUUUGUGUAUAAAUAAAGCUUGAAGAAACUGUAUUGAUUAUUUUCUAAUAAACAACAUAUUUCACAAGUGCAAUCAGGAUCAAAAUAUUAUAUUAAUCACAAAAAAAAGACGUGCAUACUUCCAGCACUGAAAACCCAAAUCACACAAUCGAA
Molecule: messenger RNA, 4778 nt
Organism: Hypomesus transpacificus
Lineage: Eukaryota; Metazoa; Chordata; Actinopteri; Osmeriformes; Osmeridae
Gene: pgr
Product: progesterone receptor
Exons: 8
Coding region: 492-2540 (682 amino acids)
Biological process (GO): regulation of DNA-templated transcription
Molecular function (GO): sequence-specific DNA binding; zinc ion binding; DNA-binding transcription factor activity
Source: RefSeq, a predicted model, not a curated record